AUGAGUUCAAUACAAUCUCUGGUCGCCUUACUAGGUCUCAGUAUCUUUACCUCUUGUACCCAGGCCUCAUUGCAAUGUGCAACUUCGGAUUACAAUGCUCUAACUCAGCCCCAAGCACUGCUGUGUCUUGAUGACGACAAUGCUCCUGGAGGGCCGCCGUCAUUACGAGUCAAAAAUGGAAAAUGGUCCCAGGAACCAUUUUGUGUCGCGGGGCAGGCGAAGACGUACUGUACGCAUACAACAUCCGAUUUUCGCAAUGGUCAUGGCGUGAGUGUCAUCGCCAGCAGAGAGGCCGCCAACGCGAUAUCGUCAGCCUUCCCAGCAUCAAAGGCAGCCCGCUAUAUAUCUGAAGAACGUCUCGAAGUUAGCCGCAUCCCUGGGAAAGGCAAAGGUCUCAUUACUAGACAUUCCAUUCAGCGAGGGGAUACGAUACUGCUGGAUUCUCCCCGAAUCAUCGCAAGCGCACAGUUUCCCUCGCACGUAAGCCCUUCCCAAGGCGCUUCGCUCUUUUCAACCAUUCUAGAUCAACUACCAGGCACAGAUCGAGAUCUACUUUUAUCCCUCGACAAGAGCAUAAGCGGCACCGACAUCGAAAAUGUCAUGAAAACCAACGCUUUCGCGUGUCAGCCUGAUGAUGGGGAAGUCGGGGAUGGAUACAUGUGUUUGUUUCCUUCUGUGAGCAGGAUAAACCAUGCAUGUCGUCCGAAUGCGCAUGCAAGAUUCAUCCCAAAGAGCUUGUUGAUGGAGAUCAAGGCCGUGCGGGACAUUGAAGCUGGGGAGGAAAUAAGUAUAAGUUAUGGGAGGAUUGACUUGAAGCACGCCGAACGACAGAGACUAUACAAAGAGGGAUGGAAUUUCACGUGUACGUGCAAUUCGUGCACGAGUACGGCGUAUGAGAUUGCGGGAAGUGAUCAGCGGCGCGCGAGGUUCGAGCAGCUCCGGAAAUUGCUCGAAAAUAUAACGAGUGAAACCUACGACGCGCAGCAGAUUGUGGCGUGGGAGAAAGAGGUGAUGGAGAUUAGUGCGAGGGAAGGAUUGGAUAUGCUCCUGGCAGGAGACUAUGAGAGGUUGGCGUAUGUCUAUGCGGGACAUGGCAUGAACAGAGAUGCGAAGAUUUGGGCAACCAAGGCAAAGGAGAGCUUAAUGGAGUGGACGGUUGUGGAUGGGGGCCCAGGGAAUGAGAUCAGGAGAGUAGAGGACUUUCUGGGAGAAUUGGGAGGGUGA
This is a messenger RNA of Cucurbitaria berberidis CBS 394.84, 1224 nucleotides long. RefSeq names its product SET domain-containing protein. The record is from RefSeq and is a predicted model, not a curated record. Gene Ontology annotation, molecular function: protein binding. Bases 1 to 1224 code for a protein of 407 amino acids. Lineage: Eukaryota; Fungi; Ascomycota; Dothideomycetes; Pleosporales; Cucurbitariaceae. The transcript has a single exon.